Molecule: messenger RNA, 1001 nt
Organism: Pteropus alecto (black flying fox)
Lineage: Eukaryota; Metazoa; Chordata; Mammalia; Chiroptera; Pteropodidae
Gene: TRAPPC4
Product: trafficking protein particle complex 4
Exons: 5
Coding region: 62-721 (219 amino acids)
Biological process (GO): endoplasmic reticulum to Golgi vesicle-mediated transport
Cellular component (GO): TRAPP complex
Source: RefSeq, a predicted model, not a curated record
GUGACUGCAGUUCCGGGGCAGGGCCGGGCCAAUUUCCAGUGUCUGAGCCGCGGCAGCAGCCAUGGCGAUUUUCAGUGUCUACGUGGUGAACAAAGCUGGCGGACUGAUUUACCAAUUGGACAGCUACGCGCCACGGGCCGAGGCUGAAAAAACUUUCAGUUACCCUCUUGAUCUGCUCCUCAAGCUACAUGAUGAGCGUGUACUGGUUGCUUUCGGCCAGCGCGACGGAAUCCGGGUGGGCCACGCAGUGCUGGCCAUCAAUGGCAUGGACGUGAAUGGCAAGUACACAGCCGAUGGGAAAGAGGUGCUGGAGUACCUAAGCAACCCUGCUAACUACCCGGUGUCUAUUCGAUUCGGCCGGCCCCGUCUCACCUCCAAUGAGAAACUCAUGUUGGCCUCAAUGUUCCACUCGUUGUUCGCAAUCGGCUCCCAGCUGUCUCCUGAACAGGGCAGCUCAGGCAUCGAGAUGUUGGAGACAGACACAUUCAAACUACACUGCUUCCAGACACUAACAGGGAUCAAGUUUGUGGUGCUGGCAGACCCUAGGCAAGCUGGAAUAGAUUCUCUUCUCCGGAAGAUUUAUGAGAUUUACUCAGACUUUGCCCUCAAAAAUCCAUUCUACUCCCUGGAAAUGCCUAUCAGGUGUGAGCUGUUUGACCAGAACCUGAAGUUAGCCCUAGAGGUGGCAGAGAAAGCUGGAACUUUUGGACCUGGGUCAUAGGCUGAACCUGCAGAGGACUCCACCACCACCGCCAUCAAAUUCUGAGAGAUUCUGCCGCAAGGGUUCUGCUGUUUCUACUCCAGUGGAGAGCCCAGCAGCCUUGUUGGCGCCUUUAAAAAUGGGAGGGUGCUGAGCCUGAUGACAUACUGAUCCCCGAGCCUUAAUACCAUGCUGUUUUCCCUACUGUAUCUAUCGUGAUUCUACUUCCCAACUCUGUACAGAUUUAUUUAUGGAGGAGGUAGGCCCAUAAAUGCUGUAAUAAACAUUCCUUUGAUCUGUG